AUGAGUGAACCUUCUAGUAAGCUUCCAAGGGCUAACCUGGAGGAAAAAAUAAUGAUAAUAAAUCAUUUUCAUAGUAGCAAACGUCCACAGAGCGAGACUGUAGAAUAUUUUAAGGAAAAGUUUGCUAUUUCUACCUCUUCACUGAGUGAGUGGCUAAAAAAGGAAACAGAACUUAGAGAAAGAUACGAUCAGAGUCAGAAAGUGAAUUCCUUGAAUGGGGUGCAUCUGCGUCAUGCAAAGCGCAAGGUCAAGUUUAAGUAUGAAAAGAUCAAUGCGGCUAUGGAUCAGUUAGUUGAAACAAGACUGUCCACUAACCAACCUAUAAACGAGACAGUGCUGAGGAAAUACUGGAUUCAAUAUGCAAAAGCAUUCGGUGUGGACAACCCAAAGCGAUUGAAUGGAUUUAGUCAUGGGUGGCUGUGUCAUUUCAAAAAGAGACACGGAUUAGAUCGUAAAUCGCUGCAAUAUUUGAAACACAGAGAAUCUCCUGGAUCAGGGGAUUCCGUAAAUGCCUCAGGUACCAAUGAAUCAAACUCUAUGGUAUCUCAAGGCCAUAUAGGAAACUCAUCUGUUAGAACUGGUGCUGUGGGUGGGAGUGCAGGGCUAGAUCAAGAAAGGCUAUUCAUACAUGGAGUUUCACAUGGAGAAGACAGAUUCUCUUUACCACAGUUCCUGACUUCUUCAAGUACAGCAGCUGGUGUCACUGGUUCAUCAAGUUUUCCUUAUUUACCACUGGAUAACAAUACUACUUCAUCAAGCAAUGCCGGUACUGCAGCAACAGUAUCUGGGGCUACAGUUUCGUCUGGGCCAGUCAAUAACAAUACUUCCUUACCUAACUCUAACUCAUCGUUAUACGGAACUGUGCAUACUCCCGGGCUAAACUUUAUGACCUCGCAGCCUCCUUCCCAACAAUCACAACAAACUCAACAACCAUCUCAGAAUACUUCCCAAGGACACCAGCAGCCACAACUUCAACAACAACAUAGUUCACAACAACAUCAACAACCAUACCAAUCUUCUGACCCGAGUUAUAUGAAUAUUUCGGUGUCUGAUAUGGAGCGGUUUAUUUUCAUGUAUGCAGAUAAAUUUUUCAUUGAAAACUGUGGUACCUUUCCAAAGACAAAGGAAUUCUUUGAACAGUUCAAGACCAAAUUUUUGGAGGAGCGUAUCAUGCUGUCUCAGAGGAAUUUAAAUUCUUCUGUUGACGAGUUUUUCUUAACGAACGGGUCCAAACAGUCUAGCUAUAUGUUCAAUAGGGUUAACCGUUAA
Molecule: messenger RNA, 1269 nt
Organism: Komagataella phaffii GS115
Lineage: Eukaryota; Fungi; Ascomycota; Pichiomycetes; Pichiales; Pichiaceae
Exons: 1
Coding region: 1-1269 (422 amino acids)
Source: RefSeq, a predicted model, not a curated record